Messenger RNA from Fukomys damarensis (Damara mole-rat), 3246 nucleotides. RefSeq names its product acylcarnitine hydrolase. Gene Ontology annotation, cellular component: intracellular membrane-bounded organelle. The transcript is spliced from 13 exons. The record is from RefSeq and is a predicted model, not a curated record. The coding region runs from base 414 to 2018 and encodes 534 amino acids. NCBI's taxonomy places the organism in Eukaryota, Metazoa, Chordata, Mammalia, Rodentia, Bathyergidae. Gene Ontology annotation, molecular function: cholinesterase activity.
AUUUGAUAGAAUGAGUGGAUUUGGCGUGCAGAGUAACUCGCAUUCAGGAAAAUGAGAAGGAACCCCCGCGACGCUAGGCCGUAUAAGCCCAUUGGGAAAUGGGCUGCAGAGUCCAUGGCCAGUUGUCCUAGGGAACUAAGAACAGUUUGAGAUUAAGCCCCACACCCCGCUCUUCCGGACGGGCUGGUGCUCAGGUGCCUACUCUGGCUUCCCUCUAUCCCAGCAAGGUUCUCCGUAAUUCCGAAUCACCGUGACUUACUGCUCCUCCCCGCUAGAACCAUCGGUCCGGGAAUUCCUGCCAGGAGCAAGAUUUGGGACCCAGGAGGUUCAAAGUCCAGCCAGAGGCAGACCUUGAUCCCCAGCUUCCAGUUGAGGAAACACAGCUCGCUCCAUAGCAGAAGAGAAACUGGCCUAUGAACAGCCAUGCAGCCCAAGACUCUGCCAGCCCCAUCCGGACCACAAACAUAGGGCAGGUGCGGGGCAGCCUUGUCCAUGUGAAGGGCAGCGACACAGGGAUCCACACCUUCCUGGGAAUUCCCUUUGCCAAGCCACCUAUAGGACCACUGCGGUUUGCACCCCCUGAAGCACCUGAGCCCUGGAGUGGAGUGAGGGAUGGAACAUCUUAUCCUGCUAUGUGUCUGCAAGAUGCUGAUAAAAUGAAGAUGUUUAAUAUGACCAUUCCUUCUGUCCCUUUAUCCGAGGACUGCCUGUACCUCAACAUCUAUACACCUGCCCAUGUUCAUGAGGGGUCUCGCCUGCCUGUGAUGGUAUGGAUCCACGGUGGGGGGCUAGUUUUAGGCUCGGCUUCCACGUAUGAUGGAUCCAUUCUGGCAGCGUCUGAGAACGUGGUGGUGGUCACUAUCCAGUACCGCCUGGGUGUCCUGGGCUUCUUCAGCACUGGAGACCAGCAUGCCACUGGCAACUGGGGCUACCUGGACCAAGUGGCUGCCCUACGAUGGGUUCAAAAGAAUAUCAUUCACUUCGGAGGCAACCCUGACCGGGUCACCAUUUUUGGGGAGUCUGCAGGUGGUGUAAGCGUGUCAUCACUUGUGUUGUCCCCCAUGACUCGCGGACUCUUCCAUGGUGCCAUCAUGGAGAGUGGGGUGGCCCUCCUGCCCGAUCUCAUCUCCAGCUCAUCUGAGACCGUCUACACAAUGGUGGGCACCCUGUCUGGCUGUGGACAGAUUGACUCAGAAGCCAUGGUGAGAUGCCUACGUGGCAAGAGUGAAGAGGAGAUUGUGGCUAUUACAAAGUCCUUCAAGAUCAUCCCUGCUGUAGUGGAUGGGGCCUUCCUGCCCAGGCACCCCCAGGAGCUGCUGGCCUCUGCUGACUUUCACCCUGUCCCCAGCAUCAUUGGUAUCAACAGUGAUGAGUAUGGCUGGGUUGUCCCAAUGAGUCUCGGCUCUGCUGAUACCAAGAAGGAAAUGAACAGAGAGAUUCUGCGGACUGUUCUGCAGAGCAUGUCAGCACAGAUGACAUUGCCAGCUGAAUUCGUUGACCUGUUGAUGGAGGAAUACUUUGGGGACAUUGAGGAACCCCAGGCCCUUAAAAUCCAAUUCCAUGAGAUGAUGGGGGAUUUUACGUUCGUGAUUCCUGCACUCCAAGUAGCACAUUUUCACCGUUCCCAUGGCACUGUCUACUUCUAUGAAUUCCAGCAUCCUCCCAACUUCCUCAAAAACAGCAGGCCACCCUACAUGAAGGCUGACCAUGGCGAUGAAGUUUCCUUUGUCUUUGGAUUCUUCUUGUGGAGCAACCAUGUUCACUUCACUGAGGAGGAGAAACUACUAACUAGAAGGAUGAUGAAAUAUUGGGCCAACUUUGCACGAAAUGGGAACCCCAAUGGCCAAGGCCUUCCCCACUGGCCUGCAUUGGACCAUGAGGAGCUGUACCUGCAGCUGGACAUCGAGCCUACUGUGGGCCGUGCCUUAAAGGCCCCCAGGCUGAAGUUCUGGACAGAGACUCUGCCUCAGAAGAUCCAGGAGCUAAAGAGGGCUGAGGAGAAGCAUGCAGAGCUGUAGUGCUCUGUGAGGAGGAGGGAGGUGGGUGUGAGUGCAGGUGGGGUCUGCCUGUGGUGACCACACCCACAGCGCCAUUUAUCCACUCUUCAUCUAUUCAUUCAGUGCUCAGUAAUGAAGAAUCUAUUGCAUAAUGUUCAUUGCCAAACCUGACUUGUGUCCCAUCUUUUUAGACACUUAUUACAUCCCCAGGGUCAUGGCUUGUAUCUAGGUAUCUCUCCAAAGUCUCAUGUAGUCUUAGGUGGGGCUUUCCAGAGGUGACUGAAUGUAAGGUAUGUGAUGCUGGGAUUAAGUAUGUGAAUCUGGGAUUGAUUCAUGAUGUGAUGAUAGGAUUAAGGGUAUCCCAUCCUGUGUGUGACUGCUACUUCCCCUCAGGGUGUGUAGCCUGGAUAGAAUGUAAGGGACAGAAAAAAGGCUUGUUACUGCUACUUGUCAGUUGCUGCUUCUAUGCAGCUUUUUUUGCCUUCUUCCUGCCAUGAACUGUUUCUCCUCUGUGAUGCCCUUUUGCAGUUCCACCCUGCCUUGCAGCUAGCCAUCUAUGGGCUAAAUCCUCUACAAAAUUCUCCUUUAACUUUGGGUGUUGGGUAUUUUUUGUCAGUAAUAGGAAAAGUAUCUAAGACACCCAGGGAGCUGUCGAUGGGUAAGUCCUAUUGGACACCCACUUCCCUCAAGACCACACUGGAUCUGGACCCCUUUUCCUUUCUUUGCUAUAUCUUCAUGCCUCCACUCUUUGUCCUCCUAGCCCCUACUCUUGCUUGAAAUGAAAAUGAUGCCAUGGAGAAUGUUACCCACACCUGGGUGUCAAAAUUCUUUUCACCUCUCAAUGAUUGCAUCUAUGCUCAUAUCCAAAUAGGCCAACAGAAACCAGAUUACAUGAACUUAUGCUCUUUGCAUGUUCAUUCUGCUGCAAAAGUAUUAUAAACUGGAUACUUAUAAAUAACAGAAAUUUACUUAUAGCUCAGGAUACUAAAAAGACCAGCAUCCAAGUGCUGGCAAAUUUUAUGUGUAGUGAGGGCUUGUUCUCUGGCCCAGAGAUGGCAUCUUCUCAUUGUUAUCAUGCUUGGUAGAAGGACAAACAGUAGCCCUUACAACCUUAUCACCUCUUAAGGGAUCCACCACUUUGAUCAUCAAAUUAUAAAUUAGCUUUCACCUUGAUGAGAAUGGUGGGGCACAAGGUUGAAAGAGCAUACCUCCUAGAGCUCCCCAUAGCAGCCACCAAGCUUGCCAACUA